AUGGAAACACAACCGCCACCACCGGCAGCGCCCCCGCCUCCUCCUCCGCCGCAGGGCAAUCCUGCGUUCCGGGCAAUGGGUAAGUGACACCCCUUUCAUUGCUCGCCCCCCCACUUCCAUAAAGGGUUGUUAACGACGAACCCAAAAAGGUCUCCCAAACAUCCGCGCCAAACUACCCUCCAGGAACUGGUCCAUUUUUAUCUCCCUGUCAGCAGCUUUCGCGGCGACAGUCUACUACGACCGCCGUGAGACCAAGAGGGUGCAGAAGCAUUGGUGCUCCGUUGUCGAGCACCUCGCGCGGGAACCGUUGUCGACGCUAGAGCUCCCGAGGAAGGUUACGGUUUACCUGAGUGCCCCGCCCGGGGACACCAUCACUCCUUCUAGAGAGUACUUUCGGGAGUACAUUAAGCCGGUGUUCACAGCUGCUGCCCUGGAAUUCGACAUUGUCGAGGGGAAGAAGAGAGGUGAGGUGAGGUGGAAGGCCGCGGAGGGGAUCAGGAAGAUUAGGAAGAGGGGUGGGGAAGGGGAGGGGGAAGGGGAGGGGGAAGGGGAAGGGGAGGAUGGGGUUGAAGGGAUUAGAAAGAGGAAUGGUAUUGUUCGGGUCGGAGUUCAAGGGGAUGUAGUCGUCGGACGGCACACUUGGAAAGAGUACAUUCGGGGAUUGCACGAGGGAUGGUUAGGUCCUCUUCAGGAUCCCAACACCCAGCCCCCCCCUCCACCGCCACCUCUACAAGAGCUCAAACCACCAUCCACCCCAACGCUGGAUCAAGCCCUCGCCGAAGCUCCGCCCAAAACUCCCGACCCAGACAAAACCCCCCAAAAAGAGGAAGAAGGGGAAGAUAAGAAAAUAGUCCCCAUCCCAUCCCCACACAUCCUCCCACAAGCCUACAGGACCUCCCCCACCCCCCGCACCCUCCCAGAAACCUUUGACCCCGUCGGCUUCAUCCCACACGCACACAUCCUUGGCUUCCUGAACACACCAAUACGUCUCUACCGUUUCAUCAACCACCGCAAAACGGCGGAUCUCGCCGGCCGCGAAGCUGCCGCCAUAGCCCUCGGCAAAUACUCCCGUCCCUUCAAACUUGCGCCGGAGCCUGGCUCUACCAUGAUGGCGAAUGAGGGCGUCACGGGAGAGCUUGAGGCGGAUCGGGAGGGAGGGGAGAUUGAAUAUGCCUGCGGACGGGAAGAGGAGGCAGAGUGGCCGAAGCAGGUUUGGAAGGAAGGGGAGGCUGGGGCGGGAGAGAUUGCCGAGGAGGUGGUGGUUGAUCACAGGAUUGGCGGGAGGAUGAGGAGGUUCGUGCUACCGGAGGGAGUGGAGGAAGUGGAGGCAGUGGUCGAGGCAGGGAAGGGGGAGGUGUAG
Messenger RNA from Tuber aestivum (summer truffle), 1360 nucleotides. Lineage: Eukaryota; Fungi; Ascomycota; Pezizomycetes; Pezizales; Tuberaceae. The record is from the annotation of a GenBank genome assembly.